Aureobasidium vineae is the source of this 990-nucleotide messenger RNA. NCBI's taxonomy places the organism in Eukaryota, Fungi, Ascomycota, Dothideomycetes, Dothideales, Saccotheciaceae. The record is from the annotation of a GenBank genome assembly.
AUGCCGCCAGACAAAGACUUGAACACGAUCCUCGGUCUCUCCUCGACAGCUACCGCGGACGAGAUCAGAAAAGCAUAUCACAAAGCAUCUCGCGUGCAUCAUCCGGACAAAUCUAGAAGCAAGUCCACUCCAAUGAUGCAGGAGGUCAACAACGCCUGGGAAGUACUAUCUGACACCCACUCGCGCGCCCAAUACGACGCGAAGAUCAAAGCUCACGAUAGCUGCCAAAACUACUGCGCAUCCUGCACUGGAGAAACCAGAGGCAACUGUCCUCACCAGUUCAACUUCAAACCUGCGCACUCAUAUCCACCCCCUCCGUCUGCCCCUCGAUCGCCAUCGCCUCCACCUCCGCCACCAGUGUGCAAACAUUGCGGAAAUGUCAAGGGAGAGAAUGCUCGCAAGUCAAAGAGGAUCAGCGAGCUCGAGACGGACAUCCACAAACUCAAGGAUCACAUCAACUCUCUUAAGACAAACUUUCGUGAGAGAGACCGUAUCGCCAUGAACAACGAGAAGAUUCUCAAGCAGCAGUUGCGUGAUUUGCAGGGCCGACUGUCCAAGCUAGCCGCUCAAAAGAACGACCUGGAAGAGAAACGCCCUAAAGACUCGAUCGGACACCCUGCAGAAGCUACCAAUGAGAAACUCGCCAAGGUCCAGAAUGAACUUGCCCAGGUUGAAGCGAAGAAUGUCACUCAAUCAUCGACUAUCCAACGCCUCAACGACGAACUCAAAGCCUUGAAAGCAGCAGGACAGCCAGAAUCUUCGCAAUCAGAUAGCAAGAUGAAAGACGAGCUGGUGCUCAAGGACAGGAAGAUCACAGAACUCGAGAAGUCAAACAAGGUUUUGAGAGGCGCGAACACUCAGGAAAAGGACAAGCUAUCCAAAGCUCAGAAGGCUCUCAAAACUGCACUCGACAACGAGACAGCAACCAGAAAGGAGAAUGAGAGACUGGCUGCUGAGCUCGAGACAGCUCGACUCAAGCUCGAACAAUAA